CCUCUGUCUCUCUUUCCAGACCUACGGAAGGACUUGUUUUUUUGUGAGGUUCCCUGUGAGCUUCCCAGACAAGUAGACAGACUCAAAUUUGAAGUACCAUCAGCUCCUCUAUCCGUUCCUUCCUCUGUGCUUUUUAUCAAACACGCACACCUUCACCGGCAAGAGGAGAGCGUUUUCUUUCGGCGUCCUCGACACUUGGAAACAGUCGUCAGAAGGCUCCAGGCCAGACCCUCAGAGUGAUCGUACCCCACCUGUGAGCUUCUAUCUCCAGCCACCAGGACCUUCAGUUGGAUUCCAGCUACAUGGGAAAACGUUUGGAGCAGCAGCCAAUGUACCCCCACUACACCUACUACUACCCCCACUAUCUCCAGACCAAGCAGUCCUAUGCUCCUCCCCCUCCGCCCAUGGCUCCGCCCAGCCCCGGCACCACAGGAGGAGGAGGUGGAGGUGGAGGUGGUGGAGGAGGUCAUGGAGGAGGGCUAGUGGAGCAGCUUAGUAAGACCAACCUGUACAUCAGAGGCCUGUCACCUGCCACCACCGACCAAGAUCUCAUCAAACUCUGCCAGCCAUAUGGGAAGAUUGUGUCAACAAAAGCCAUCCUGGACAAGAACACCAAUCAAUGCAAAGGCUAUGGAUUUGUGGACUUUGACAGCCCUGCAGCUGCCCAGAAGGCUGUGGCCUCACUCAAAGCCAGUGGAGUCCAGGCACAGAUGGCGAAGCAACAGGAGCAGGACCCCACCAACCUGUAUAUCUCCAACCUGCCGGUGUCCAUGGAUGAGCAGGAGCUGGAGAACAUGCUGAAACCUUUCGGUCAUGUAAUUUCCACACGUAUACUGAGGGACGCCAGCGGCCAGAGCAGAGGAGUCGGCUUUGCCAGGAUGGAGUCAACGGAGAAGUGCGACGUGGUGAUUCAAAAUUUCAACGGGAAAUUCUUGAAAACCCCUCCAGGCAUGACAGCCCCUGCAGAGCCAUUGCUGUGCAAGUUUGCUGACGGAGGCCAGAAGAAGAGGCAGACCCAGGUCAAGUAUCCCCAGAAUGGCCGACCGUGGACACGGGAAGGAGAGAGUGGUAUGGCGUUGACAUAUGAUCCCACCGCGAUGCAGAACGGGUUCUACUCUUCGCCGUAUAGCAUCUCCACCAAUCGGAUGAUUGCACAGACGUCAAUCACACCAUUCAUUGCUGCCUCUCCUGUUUCCACAUAUCAGGUCCAGAGUACAUCUUGGAUGCCACAUCAACAGUAUGUUAUGCAACCUACAGGUGCUGUGAUCACUCCAGCCUCGGCCAUCGAGCCCAGUUUGUCUCUUCAUCCCUCCAGUGUAAUGGCUCCUCUCACCCAGCAGAUGAACCACCUGUCUCUGGGGACUACAGGCACUUACAUGCCUGCUGCAGCGGCUGCUCCUAUGCAAGGAACCUACAUUCCCCAGUACACUGCAGUGCCUGCCUCUGCCAUCACAGUGGAAGGCGUGGUGACAGACCCAUCUCCACAGACAACCGCUCCCUCCUCACAGGACGCAAGCGGGCAGCAGCCUUUAUCAGUGGAGAAUACAGGGGAUCAUGCCACAGCCUACUCUUACCAGCAGACUAAAUAACAAGAUGGUAGGAAUCAUUGCUGCAUUGCCUUUAGAAGGACUGCACUGAGGCGCUGGAGACACAGAAAGAAUCAAAAUGAAACGGGGACAAAAUAAGGUGACAUGGACAACACUGAGGGGAGAAUGCUUCCACUGUGCACAGGCACCAAAUAAAAGACAAAAUGAAGAAAAAAAAAAUUCCAUUCUAUUUCUUACCUGGUUGAACCAAGAAAACGACAAAGAAGAAAAAAGAAAUGAUGAUUUGCUGAACUUGAGGACAAUGAAAUCAAACGCAGUCUGCAACUUUGAGUUUAUUAUUUCUCACUGUGAGACUGGACUUUGCCUCCAAAGGAAAAGACAUAGACUGAAAUCUAAACUCAACCAACAAACUGUACAGAGAAAAAAAAAGAACAUUUGAAUGUGCAGGUAGAUUUUCAGACUUUUUUUAUUAAAAAAGCAAGGAAGCAAAGUCUAGAAAAAACAGGUUGUCUUCCUUUGAUAUUAAGCUACAUCAUUUUCAUCCUUUUUAUUAUUUGAGUAGUUUUCUAGAAUAUCAAUGUUUUCGUAAAUCUUUAUUGCCUUAAUUUUCUCAAUCUUUGGGAAACAGUCUCCAUAGUGUUGACUUAUUAAAAAAAAAAGACUGAGUGGUUGAGUGAUUUGAGGGGUUCUUAGAGUUCUCGGAGACUAAAUCUAAAAGCUAUCUGUACAGGAUUUAAAAAAAAUAUGGUUGUAUUUGUAUGAAGAUGAUUUUAAAUUAUGUGGUGCAGUGCAGCUGUUGGUUGGUAGGAGAAAAAUAAUCGUGUGGGACUUGUGGGAGGGGUCAAUCCACUGCUUCCUGGAAAAUGCAGUUUAGUUUUAUCAUGAGUUUAAAAAGAAUUGUUUCUCCAUCACAUUUGUAUUUCUCUCUUUUUUGGUUUUUUACUUGCAUUCUUUUUACCUUCAAAAUGUUUUUGCUUUGCCUGCUUUGCUUGUCUCACUGCAAAAAGAAAAGUAAAUAAAAAAAUAAAUAAAAAAACGCAGCCUACAGGUGGCAUAUUUUAUACCAAAGAUGAAGAAACUAGGUAGUGAAGAGAUCUUCCUCAUGUUGCUUUCUCUUUAUUUUUUCACCUCUGGAACUGAGAUUUUUUUGCUUGACAUGCUGUUGGCGUGUGAGAUAAUUGUAUCAGUGACUGAGAACAUGCAGUAGCUCUUUUACACAAUUGCCUCACCCAGAAAAUUUAGAUGCUUUGUUUCGUUUUCGAUCAAACGUGUUAAUGAUGUAAGGUGGGAGGGAGCAACCUCCACAGACACACUGUGGAGGUAGUGGAAGAGGUGGGUAUAUUAUUGGGAACAAGUUGGUUUAGUAUAUUUUAGUGGUAAGGAAAAUGCAUUUUAUCCUGUGGAAUAUUGGUGUGUACUCUUCAAAGUUGUGUAUACACAUAAUUACAUCGUCCUCAGGCUGCAUUGUGGCUACAUCCUAAAUGUCCACAGUGAGAUGCAGUAACUGUAUGACUGCAAGCCAAAACACUCUAGAUGUAAUUAUUUUCAAAUGCAUUGUCUCAGUCCAUGCAACACACUGUUUUUACACCACUGUCUUGCCAAACACAAGCCAUUUAAAAUGUGAGUAGGGUGACGAUCUUUGAAAGGAAAAGGGCAUUUCUGUUAAACGAAAUCAUUUAAGCUUAUGUAUAUUCUCCUGAGAGGACAAGGAGAACGUUGUUGUUUUCACUAUUUUUUUUCUUAUUGUGUUGCCUUUUUUGUUUAUUUUUUAUAAUUGAUUAUGAUGUGUGAGCUGCUAAAUACUUUUCAGUAUUGGGGAGUGAGGUUGUCUUGUGUUGGGUGGGUGUUGAAGAGGUGAACCUCCUGAAUGACAGUAAUUGACCAUUUUAAGAGAGGGUAAAGACAGUUCCUGUUGAUUGUUAUCUGUGACUUGACAAUGUAAAAAGCAUCCUGCAAGUUGUGUGCUUCUUUUCAAGUGAAAGAAUGUUCCUGGUUGGAGCCCUUUAAAAACAAAAAUAAUCUCCAUCAUUUGUACUCUUACGUUACAAUACUUUGUACUGGUUAAGAAAAAACUAGUACAACUAAUACAACUAGUACAAAAAACUGUCUGACACCAGCUCUGAGGUCACCCCCUCGAAGCCCCGCCUACCUGACCCUCCACCAAUGAAAGGAAGCUAAUGGAGACGGAAACAAAAAAAGCAUGGUUCAACCAAAAUCAAGCAGAUACUAACCUCUAUUGGAAAAUAAAUUAUUGAAACAAGAGAGAGGGAGAGAGUAGAGAACGCGAGAACAAAAGUAAUAUUUAUGAGAUCUUUUUUGUACACGUGUGUAAAAGAAGAUGAAACAGAAAUAACUUUGAUGAUGCUAUUUUUUUAUUUGCUUGGUCACAUGCCUCCCAUGUCUUUCAAAUUGUGAUUCUGAGAGUGUCUGUAGAACCAGUGGAUAUUGCUGUAGUUUCAAAUGUCUCUUUUCUUUUUGUUUUCUUUUUAGACAAAUCUUUCAAUAAAAAAAUGUUUC
Scomber japonicus (chub mackerel) is the source of this 4064-nucleotide messenger RNA. RefSeq names its product RNA-binding motif, single-stranded-interacting protein 3-like. The record is from RefSeq and is a predicted model, not a curated record. The transcript has 14 exons. Lineage: Eukaryota; Metazoa; Chordata; Actinopteri; Scombriformes; Scombridae. The coding region runs from base 303 to 1589 and encodes 428 amino acids. Gene Ontology annotation, molecular function: poly(A) binding; mRNA 3'-UTR binding; poly(U) RNA binding. Gene Ontology annotation, cellular component: cytosol; nucleus; ribonucleoprotein complex.